UAAAGAUCUCAUACCAAAUAAUUCAAAUCUUGAACUUUCAUUUUCAAGAAUCAGAGAAAAUGAAGGAACAAGGAGAAAUAUCAGAGGGUUCAUUUACAAGUGCCAUGACACUUGCCCUUCAAGGUGGCGAAAACAUACCUGAACGAUAUGUUCUUCCUUCGUUGCAACGACCAAACCUUAGUCUCCUGGGCCACCCUUCAAUCAGCCUCCCUGUCAUUGAUCUUUCCUCGUUGAACGAUCCUUUACUUAGGUCUCAAGCCGUUGAUGAAAUUCAUGCUGCCUGCAACAAACUCGGUUUUUUUCAGGUGAUAAACCAUGGGAUUCCUACAUCGGUAAUGGAAGAUGCUCUAGACACUGCCAAAGAGUUCUUCCUUUUGCCGAGCGAAGAGAAGAUGCAAUUUGCUUCAGCUAAUGUUCGUGAGCCAGUUCGGUACGGCACCAGCAUGAAUCAUGUGAUGGAUAAAGUGUUCUAUUGGAGAGACUUCAUCAAGCAUUAUGCAAAUCCGAUCUCAGAAUGGAUCCAUUUAUGGCCUUCUACCCCUCCAACCUACAAAGAAAAAAUGGGAAGCUACACAAAAGCAGUGCACAUAUUGCAGAAGCAAUUAAUGGGAGUCGUUCUUGAAAGCUUAGGCUUGAAUGCCAACUAUUUACAUCAAGACAUUGAAGAAGGCUCACAAGUCAUGGCUGUGAACUACUACCCUCCUUGCCCGAAACCAGAUCUGGCACUCGGGAUGCCAUCACACUCGGAUUAUGGAACCCUAACCAUCUUAAACCAAAGCCAACAAGGACUUGAAAUCAUGGACCAAGAUAAAAAAUGGCAUUCUGUACCAUUUAUCCAAGGAGCAUUAAUAGUUCAAUUGGGGGAUCAACUUGAAGUAAUGAGCAAUGGUAGAUAUAAGAGUACCAUUCAUAGGGUAACUGUCAACAUGGAGAGGAAGAGAUUUUCCAUUGCAAGUCUCCAUAGUCUACCGAUCGGAAAAAAGGUGGGACCCACACCACAGCUAGUCAACGAGCAAUAUCCCAUUGCCUACAGAGAGGGAAGCUUUGGUGAAUUUCUUGACUACAUCUCUGCCAAAUCUCUAACAGAAGCUAGGUACAUAGACACAUUGAGAAUUCUGUGAACAACUGCCGGUGGUUGCAGUACAAUAUGAGCAUGCAUCAAAGAAGUCC
Messenger RNA from Cynara cardunculus var. scolymus (artichoke), 1170 nucleotides. RefSeq names its product flavanone 3-dioxygenase 3-like. The transcript has 3 exons. The record is from RefSeq and is a predicted model, not a curated record. The coding region runs from base 60 to 1121 and encodes 353 amino acids. Lineage: Eukaryota; Viridiplantae; Streptophyta; Magnoliopsida; Asterales; Asteraceae.